Messenger RNA from Synchiropus splendidus (mandarinfish), 2769 nucleotides. RefSeq names its product B-cell receptor CD22-like. The record is from RefSeq and is a predicted model, not a curated record. Bases 92 to 2536 code for a protein of 814 amino acids. The transcript has 13 exons. Lineage: Eukaryota; Metazoa; Chordata; Actinopteri; Syngnathiformes; Callionymidae.
CGAAGACAGACCAUGAGAACCUCCUCUGCGUGCAUCAUUGUUCACCUUCAGCUGCCUGUUCAUCUUCUCUGAGAUUGUAUAAGUUCAGAAGAUGGAUAAAGAAAAACUCAUGUUGUUGUUGCUUCUGACUAUCAUAACAGCAGCAGGUUCUGCAGCAGUGCCAUCAUUUACAUUCACUGGCUCACAGCUGACAGCCACAGAGGGAUCCUGCGUUCCAAUACAGGCGAGCUUCACAGGAUAUCUCAGUAGAAAUGCCUACUGGGCUUGGUUCAAGGAUCCAGUGUGGGUUGGAACUGUUGUUUACAGUACAGACCCCACAAAACGCCCCAUCAGUCCACAGUAUAGCAACAGAGUGACUUACCAAAGAGCAGAGAAACAGCUCACCAUUUCGAUCUGCAACCUGAACAAAAAUGAUGGUGGAAGCUAUUCUUUUGGAUAUUUCCCAUCAAGAGGGGAGAAAUGGAGCUCAGAGCCUGUUCUUCUGUCAGUCCAAGCGAACCCAUGCCUCAUCAGGUUUGAGGAACCGGCUCCUGUUACAGAGUCCAGAUCAGUGACUCUCCGCUGCUCCACCUUGUCCUCGUGCCCCUCCCGUCCUCAAAUUCAACCUCUCGACCAACGAGGAAUCUCAGUGCAACCUCAGGGUGAUGAACACAGCAGGACAGCAACUAGCAACUUCACAGCCAGCUGGCAGGACAAUGGGAGGCAGUUCUCCUGUCAGACUCAAGGCAACACCGACCCAAACUUGAUCCGCAGUGUCACUCUAACUGUCGAAUAUGGACCCAGGAACGUGGAGGUGAGGGUCACUAAUCCUGACAGAAGGGAAGGUGUUGCUGUGGAGGACACAGUGACCCUGACAUGUUCAGCGAGUGGGAAUCCUGCACCCACCUACCACUGGUUGCAACCAGAUCAGGCACAGAGCCAAGGACAAGAUCUCAUCAUCCCAUCCAUCACAGUCUCACAGAGUGGAAGAUACAGAUGUGAAGCCAGAAAUAAGCACGGACAUGAAGAUUCCAGUCUUGAUUUGGAUGUUCAGUUCUCACCAGAAGUUGAGAUCACAGCAUUUGCCACAUCAAUACGGCGAGGACAGAGGAUGGAUUUAAGAUGUACAGUGAAGAGAAGCAACCCAGAAGCCACAAGCUUUCAGUGGCAGAAGGAUCAGCGAGAUGUGUCUUCAGCUCAGACUUACACAGUAAGAUCCAUCCAGCCUGAGCACGCAGGUUUUUAUACCUGCACUGCCUGGAACUCCAUUGGUGCUGGAACAUCAGACCCACUUCAGAUUCAAGUUGAAUACCAACCCAGGAACACAAGAGUUCAAGUCCCCUCUGGUCUAAACGGGAGAGUCAGCGCUGGAAAAGAGCUCAGAUUAACGUGUGUCACUGAGGCCUCUCCUGCAGCUCAUAGCUUCUCCUGGUUCCAUGGCUCCUCCAGACACACUCCACUCUCCCAGUACCAGUCCAAAUACUGGGGCAGCACCAUGACCAUUGAGACAGUGCAGAGAUCUGAUGAAGGUUGUUACGUGUGCAGCGCCACCAACAGCAUCGGCACAGAUCAUAGUGCACCACAGUGCUUCCAAGUACAGUAUGCUCCAUCAAACCUCAAACUGUCCAUGUACACUCAGGUCACAGAAGGUCAGACCUUCACUAUCAGAUGCACUGUGGACAGUUUUCCACCCUCAACUCUCACCUUGAUCAGAGAGACCGGGUCCAGUUCAGUGAAUGUGUCCUCAGACUCCAACAAGAAUGGGGUCCACAACAAUGUCCUCGUCUACACCACUAAAGCUGCUGUGCACCACGCAGGGAGCUACAAGUGCAUCGCCUCAAACUCUGAAGGAAGCAGGACAAGUGAGCGGAGAGAAUUGGUGGUUCAAUAUGCUCCAAAAGAAACGAAGGUCCUGAAGGCUGAAGAGCUGCAGUUGCCAGACAAGAGGAGCUCAGUGAUGCUGACAUGCAGCUCCAGCAGCUACCCACCAAUCCACCGAUACUCCUGGUACAGGAAGUCGACGGAUGACAGAGGAGAUGACAAAGUGUCCGAUCAGCAGAACCACAGUGUGACCUCUGACAAGCCUGGGAUCUACUACUGCUCUGCCCUGAAUCAGUUAGGUGAAAGAAGAUCUGAUCCAGUGGAGCUGUUUGUAGAAGGAGCCUCUCACAAAGUCCUGAUGUAUGUCUUCAUUUCUGCUUCACUUCUGCUCAUUCCAUUGGCGGCUGGUCUCAUCUUCAUCAAGUGCAAGAGGAGGCUCAAACACAGAGCUAACCCAAGUGCUAAAAGACCACCGGAAGUGCAAGCUGUGCCCCCAGAGGAAGCAUCUGUGGUCUAUGCCAAUGUGCAUUAUGCCAAAGGCAGCAAGCCAGGACAAGAUGUUGUGUACGCGGUCGUGUCCAAACCACAUCACCCUAAUAAACCAAGCGGUGAAGAGGGAGAGGAGGAGGUGAACUAUUCUCAUGUGGAGUUCAAACACAACAGAGUGAAGCACAAGAUCGGGAAAUCAAGUCGCUGUGAGGAUGAAAACACUGAAUAUUCCACGAUUAAAUUCUGAGAACAAAAACAAGGACUUGUUGGUUUAAAUCCAAUGUGAAGUGAUGCACCGUUCGGCUGGUAUAUAACAGAUGCUGCAUACUUUUAUAUGCUAUGAAAACUGUAUUUUAAUAACAAGCAAAACAGAAUCAGAUUGUACAUAAGCUUCAUCUGCACAUCAUGCCUGUUUUAUGAUAGUGAAUUAACCAUGCUGCCACUGUUCUCUGGAAAAUCUUCUCCUCUGGUAUAAAUAAA